AUGUACAGUCAGCUGGAUGUGCGCGUUCGCACAGGACAGGAACAGUCAAUACCGGUGGCAGAGGAGCCAAUUUACCGUCUGCGUUGCCUUCACCGUCUGGUCUGCAUCAGCCGCACCCUCCUCGAGGCCUACACCUCCGUCCCCUGUCUCCCGAAUCCGGCUCUCCAGCAGGCCUUCUCCUCCAUGUCUGCCUGUUUGGUGGACGAUGUCAACGGC
This is a messenger RNA of Dibothriocephalus latus, 216 nucleotides long. NCBI's taxonomy places the organism in Eukaryota, Metazoa, Platyhelminthes, Cestoda, Diphyllobothriidea, Diphyllobothriidae. The record is from the annotation of a GenBank genome assembly.